AUGGUGGCUCGCUCAGGCGUCGCGACGGAUGCCCUGCGACGGCAUGUCUUCCCUCCGUCACCCCCCGCUGGCAAAGAUGCGCUCAGGCUAGCCGGGCAGCUGUCAAUCAGAGGCCAAAACAAGAUGGCAGGCUGCAGGAGCUGGUUCCUCCUUCUGACAGGCAAGUUUGUGAGUUUGGCUCACGCAGAGAUCAAAUUCAACAUCCCAGCGGGGAGGUUUUUCUCUUACGAGCUGAUGAGGGAGACAUUUCAGAGUGACUUUGAGCCGCUGUCCCAGCUCUACCUGGGCCGCCUGUACGAUGACCCGAUGGUGUUCAAGUGCAACAAGCAGCACUUCCCGGAUCUCCCUGAGUGGCUGCGCUUCACCCAGAGGCAUCCCUACGACAACGGCUUUCUUUACGGGACCCCGACAUCUCCUGGGAAGAGCGUCAUUGAGAUUUACGCCGUCAACAAGCGAAGCUAUGAAACCACCAGGCAGAUUCUCGUCCUUAAUGUAAUUGCAGCAAAGAGCCUGCCCUAUCAGGCCGAGUUCUUCAUCAAGCUGCGGGAGAUCGAGAAAGUGCUGCCCCCUGCUGUCCAGGUCGAGAUCAAGCAGGACCUGCAGAAGCUGUGGGACACGGAGGCCUUGGACAUCGUCAACAUCUCCAACGCUCUCGACCGUGGCGGCCGCGUGCCUCUCCCGCUGGCAGGACACUUCGAAGGCGUGUACGUGAAGGCGGGAUCGGAGCAGAACUUCUCCGCCUGCCUGCUGCGGGCACAGACGCCCGAGCGUCGGCUGCAGUGCGCGGCGGGCGCCAAGGUCAAGGUGCCUGGCGGGUGCAACUUCUGCAGUAUCCCCAGCAACUGCAUCAGCUGGUGCAGCACUGAGCUGUUUGAUCUCUCCCAGCUGGAACCAAGCCCGCCCGCCCCUACUUUAGGCUCCGGCGUACUGGAGGCCGGCGAAGACUUUGCACCACCAAACUCCCCCGAGGACCGGGACUUUUUGCCGGACUACAUUGUGACGGUCAUCGUGCCGCUGGUGCUGGCCCUCGUCCUGUGCCUACUGCUCGCCUAUGCCAUGUUUGGUCGUCGUGAGGGCGUCGAAAAGAGGAAUGGGAGGACAAACCAGAUCCAGCUGUACCACCACCACACCAUUCUGGACAACACUGAUGAGCUGAGGAGCAUGGCGGACCACCGCAGUGUCCCCCCGCCGCUCUCCACGCUUCCCAUGUUUGACAGUCGCACAGGGACCCGUGCGACACCCUCUGACAGCCCCCGUAUCCCCCUCAUCAUGGCCCAGCACGACCCCCACGUCGAUACGCUGCCCAGGAAGUAAGAGCGCCAACGGAGUGGCAGUCCAGGAGGGCAGAAUGUGUUGUGUGCUCUUUGUGUUUGUGAGUGUUUUUCAUACAUUUGUUUUUGACUCUAUUGAUAUCACAAUAUGAAUAAGAAUCCACAUUUUAAAAACUGUUGUGACAUUUUGGCCUUUCACAAAUGGGACAAUUAUGUAGAGUAAAUUGAGUUGAGUUGGGUAAUUUAUAGUAGAAUACAGUAUAAUCCAAAAUUAUAGCUAGCUAUAGUUAUUUUUAAGACUCAAAACAAUGAUUCACUGUUCAUGUAGAAACAAUACAAAAAAAUUAUAUCUAUACAUUGAAAUAUAUACUUAUAUCUAAUUUAAUCACAAAUCCAUAUGGGGUGGUACAGUGUUUUUAGCACAUCUGCCUCACAAUUCUGAAGUUAGGGGUUCGAAUCCUGGCUCUGGACUUCCUGUGUGGAGUUGAGUGUUCUCCCCCUGAUGGUGUGGGUUUUUUUCCGGGUAAUCCGGUUUCCUCCCACAUUCCAAAAACAAGGUUGAUUGAAGACUAAAUUGUCCCUAUGUGUGCGUGACUGGUUCUUUGUCUAUCUGCGCCUUACCCUGCCAACCAGUUCAGGGUCUCCUCUGCCUCUUGCCCAAAUAGCUGGGAUAGCCUCCAGCUCAACCGUGAGCCUAGUGAGGAUACGCGUAAUAGAAGAUGAUGGAUGGACAUUUAUAUGCUCAUAUUAAGAUACACGAGAUCGCAAUUUCAUGUUUCAAUUAACGCCAGACAGAGGUCGCCAGAGUAGCCUCUCAUU
Phycodurus eques (leafy seadragon) is the source of this 2090-nucleotide messenger RNA. It is a transcript of the gene sgca, whose product is annotated as sarcoglycan, alpha. Gene Ontology annotation, cellular component: sarcoglycan complex; membrane. The record is from RefSeq and is a predicted model, not a curated record. The coding region runs from base 1 to 1314 and encodes 437 amino acids. Gene Ontology annotation, molecular function: calcium ion binding. Lineage: Eukaryota; Metazoa; Chordata; Actinopteri; Syngnathiformes; Syngnathidae. The transcript is spliced from 12 exons.